Messenger RNA from Marchantia polymorpha subsp. ruderalis, 3879 nucleotides. The record is from the annotation of a GenBank genome assembly. NCBI's taxonomy places the organism in Eukaryota, Viridiplantae, Streptophyta, Marchantiopsida, Marchantiales, Marchantiaceae.
UGCUCCUGGCACUUCCCUUGACCCCCAGAGUGGGUCUCGGCCCCUCACUCAGCCGUUUUCCUCUUUCGGUCAAAAUUGCAGGACUGUACUGCACUUUACGGAACUUUGUAUAUUCUUCGGCCCCUCCCUCCCUUUCUCUUGGCUCUUGUACAGAGAGAGUGUGUCCUGCUCCCUGUCCUUGCAUCUCAAUCCUUUCCCUCCAUCAGAGUCCCCCCCCGCCGAUUCCACCCCCUCCUCUCGUCUCCCGUACCCUCCCGCCCUGCCAUCCAGAAUCCCUCUCUUCUCCCUCGUGCAAGAAACCUGCUCCUCUGUUAUUCGAGAUUCCAUAGAAUUCUGAGUUAGAAUUUUCUUUGUUUUUUAAAUCCUUUUCUCCUUCUUGAACCUCUGAAAUUGGCCCAGGAGCAGAUCCCCUGAAAGUUCGGUGUCGGAUUCUCGUGAUCGGCUCACGGGAUCCACUAGAAUUUCGAGGAAUUUGGCAUUUCUUCCUUUACCUGCGCAUCGAGACUCCUCCUGAACUGAUUCGCCCAAUUUCUGUUCCAUAUCCCCGAGUGUUACGUGGAAUUUUGUGGCGACUGGAUUGAGAAGCGGAAUACAGUUCGAGUCCUGGCUGCGCACGAGCAGCCGAGUACACGACAGGAGUAGAAGUACUUGUCGUAGGAGUAGUAGUGCGGCGCGUGCUGGCAACAGGACCCCGAUGCGAUCUGGAUUCCAGAGCCAUCACUCGUAGUAGCUCAUUCGUAUUGCCUCAAGUGUAGUUGCAGCAGCUGCUGCAGAAGCACCUCGCUCUCGAGCUAUGGACGGUGAACAUUCUGGCCUGAGUACCUGGCUCUACACUCUAGGAGAAGCACCGAUGUCAACUCAGAUUUCUCGGGAAAUAUUUUUCAAGAUUUGAGAGUAGCAGCUGUCACAUGGACAGAGCAGUGAUCAUUUCUUGACGGCGACGAAAGAAUUGCCGAAUCAGGGCAAAACAGAAAGAAGCUCAGGCUGAGGUUUUCGACUCUUCUUCCUGGGGGACUUCUGUACAAGAGCAGUAGAGCUCUUGACCGUGCAGGUGUAGCGGAAUUUUCACCAGGCCGCCAUCAUUCAAGAAAUCGGUACAAAAAUGGAUAGAUUGUUCUUGUCACAUCCGAAUGAAGACGCGGACGUUGAUGCACUGCUUUCACAACUGAAUGACGAGCAUCUGAUGACGCUUAAAAUCAACAGCCACACUUCCACUCAGAGCAUCGGAUACCCCACCGCCGGUACAGGGAAUGGAGUAUGGUCUCAUACGGGCAGUGAUGAUGCUGAUGGGGCCAUAGAUUCUCAGCUGAGCAGCCGACUGGCAAAAUUGAAGGCUGGCCAUCGCUUAUCUUCCUCGUCUGCAGCAGUAGCAGCUUCGAAGAGUAAAGGGAAGGACACAGAGGCCAAGAAGGAGAAUGGUGGGUUGAGUUUCAGAAGGUCAUCAUCGAAGAGGGAGGAUGGUGUUAUUGCUGCUGGUGCCAGUGACAAGAGGAGGUUGUCGAGAAGCCAGUCGCAGAAUAGCGAAUUCCUUUCAUGCAGAUCGGGGGUUGACAAUCUUGACGACUCUGAGGACAUCGAUGCCAAUCUCGUGGCACGGUUUCGUGCUUUGAAGGGAGCUUCAUCUCCAAAAUCUUCUGAUGCCAGCUUGGUACAAUUUUCAGGCAACUUGUCGAGCCAAGGAGGUUCCAGCGAUUAUUACAAUUCUUCCUCUUUCGGAUCGUCUUCACCUUCUGCCACUCUCCUCGGUCGAUCGAGCUCGAGAUCUUCUCCCCGUGUGAUGAGCACCUCGGUUGCUUCCUCCUGCUACUGCUCCACCCCUUCUCCCUUCAAGCUUUUGAAGCAGCUGAGCUCCAAGAAAUUACCCUCUGCCAAGCCUGCUACCCUGCCAAUUUCACCAUCUUCCAAGUCGCCUUCUACCAAAGGCCAAUUCACUGGAAACGGGCAUGGGCAUGGGCAUGGGAAGUCGGCGGGGAAAGAGAGCAGCUCCAAGAAGACCCUUCAGAAAAGUCGAGGAGAUGACGUCGAGAAUUUGUCCACCGUGAAAGAUGUCAAGAGGUUGCUGUCAUCUGUCGCAGACAGAGUUGGCGUGGAGAGAAGCAGAGUCUCCUCGGCAGAAGAGGAGGACUCUUUGAGUGGAGACUUGCGUGCGUUUUCCCUGCUGGACAGGGAGCAAGAAUACAUGAAAGCUUCUUCGGAAGAAGAGAAGCUGAAUCGUGAGGCAGAGAGGGUGGUGGAGUGGGCCAAAGAUGCUGCCCGGCUGGGCCUCGAUGCCUCGGACGGAGAGGACGAAGAUUUGGAAUUAGGCGAAGAGGAUCUUGAUUCAGAAAGCUCCACUGAGAAACAUAUCAAGAAUGCCAAAGAUUCGAAGAAGGCGUCCAAGCCCAAGAGGAAAAAGAUGUGGGGUUUGUUUUGAUUUUUAUCUUUCUGUUUCUUUCUGAGUCUUUCCUCCUCUACAGGCCACCGAACUUGAUCAUUGACCUUUGGUCUCACUCUGCCUCCUGCUCUAGUGGCUGAUUUUGUGCUCCAUGGCAUUUUAGACUACUGUCUACCAGACGAUGUGCUUGCUAUGAGUAUUGCAGCAGUAGUUUUGUUCAGGGUGAGACGAAGUGUUGUACAUAUAACGUCCAGCUCCACAGUUCAAAUCCCAAGUACAUAUGAUACUAGGCAUACUUUCGUCUAUCAUUCGCUUUGGGAGAUUGUUUGGAAACGAAACAUGUAACUCCUCAAAGGAAUAAUGAUUCUCCCAGUGCAUUCUCAGUUGUAAAUUUCUUACAUCCGACAGAGACAAAUCACGCGUUUUUCUAGUGUGAUGCAUGUCAAGGUUUCUGGUGUGCAGUGAGAUCCUGUUCACAUACGAACUCUAAAUUAGUUUCUGUUGGGUGGAUUUCAAGAUGGCUCGUUGACCUAGAGUCAUCUACGUUAAUGCUCUUCUCAGUUCCCUCACAUAGGAGGAAAAGAUAGAUUGCAAUUGAUGUCUGGUUUGUGGGACCUGAAGCGAUUGUGUUCGAAGAUCUAGAUGUAAUCCACAUCUAACUGCUCGAAUAUAGUGAUAUUGCCGUGUUCAAUUACGUGCCUUGGAUUCCUAGCUUUUCUGUUCUUAUAGUUCAAUGCAGAACUGUUUACAAUGAUGAGUUAGUCUCUUUAAUAUGUUCUGUAUUUGGGGAGGUAUUUCUUGGAACCUCUCCAAAUACAGAACAUGAGGCGAAUAUGAUUCCAUGAUCAUCUUGUAACCUUAUAUUUGUUUAUAGUUACAUAGUCUGGAUAAUUUGGAAUGUACAGAGUUUUGGUGGUGGCAAUAUGCUCCUUGGUAACUUUUUUAAUUGCUGAAUUAGUGUUUUCAUCAAAAGCUCUAGUAUGACGGAAUAGCUGAGUGCAUUGUUAGAACGCUGAAAGCAUAGUGAAGACCACGUGCCUACAUGCAAACUGAUGGACAAUGACAUUACUACACUUUCACUGAGGUGAAGAAGAGAAUACUGAUACACGUAUCUCUUGAAGCCUCUCAAUCUUGUCUUUCAACUGACAGUGGGAUUGUCACUAUGAUACCAAAAGACUAGGAAUAAAGCAUGUUUUUUGACACAAGCGGUCAAUUGACUGGCUGAAUAUGUUACUAAUAUGUUGUGGAUUAAAGGGUUCAUACAUUCUGUGGUAGGAAAUCGAGUACUGUUGGCUACAAUGAGCAUGGUGUCGGGUUGAGAGACAUGUGAGGUUUUGCUGUAUCCAGCUGCAUGAUCUUUGAAGCAAUAAACACAUGGCCUCUGCCGUUAUUCGAAACGCCCUCAACCUAGUGACACCCUUAACUGAAAGCAAAUCCACAUAUUCUGAUUUGUAAUUGCAGGCUAUCAUACUCUCACAGAGUUAGUGGCAAAUUUUACAAUUCCU